Messenger RNA from Vicia villosa (hairy vetch), 450 nucleotides. RefSeq lists its product as uncharacterized. NCBI's taxonomy places the organism in Eukaryota, Viridiplantae, Streptophyta, Magnoliopsida, Fabales, Fabaceae. The record is from RefSeq and is a predicted model, not a curated record. Bases 1 to 450 code for a protein of 149 amino acids. The transcript has a single exon.
AUGGAGUUCACUGAAGGAGCUGCCAACACUAGAAACGGUGUUUUCAAUGCCGAGACCAACUUAGCGCCAGAAGAAUUACUCGAUCUUUGCUUGGUUGGAUCCUUGCUAACAAGUAAACCUGUUCGCUUCAAUGUGCUCAGGGAUAGACUGUCUGAGCUAUGGCAACCAGGGCAAGGUGUGGAGAUUUCCAAAAUGGCUGAGAACAAAUUUCUGUUCCAGUUUUACCAUAUGUGGGAUUUGGAGAGAAUUUUUCAGGGAGGGCCUUGGUUAUUCGAUAACUUCAUGCUAGUUUUACGGAAGACUAAGUUUGGGGAGGAGCCCCUUGCUUUGCCGCUGAACGAAGCCGAGAUAUGGGUCCAAAUCCAUCAACUCCCUUUGGGAUUCAUGAAUGAAAAUAUCGGUGUUCUCAUAGGGGAACAUAUUGGAAAAUUUAUCGGCUACGAUGCUUAA